Molecule: messenger RNA, 1101 nt
Organism: Rotaria sordida
Lineage: Eukaryota; Metazoa; Rotifera; Eurotatoria; Philodinida; Philodinidae
Source: the annotation of a GenBank genome assembly
AUGGUUAAUAAUGUAUUUGACGAAUUUUCUCAAUCACAUUAUAGUCGAAAGAUUCUUCAAACUGAUUCUUCAUCAUCAUCAUCAUUUGAUAUUUCUCAACCAUCAUUCAUAGCUCUAUUAUGUAUUAUUUCAAUUCUUACAUUUGUUUUUAUAAUAAUCGUUAUUAUAUUUUGUUAUCGACAUUAUUCUCAUCAAGGACGGAUAUUCAAAUGUCGACAUAAACAUGAUAAUAAAUACAAAAACACGUUAUCUAUACAAAAUAAUCAACAAUCGAUUAUACCAAUAUCAAUAACACCAAUAUCGGCAUAUUCUGUUCGAUCAACUGAACAUUUAUUUUCAAAUUAUUAUGAACAUGAUCAAACUUCAUCAAUUGAUAGAUUACCAUCACGUCGUUUGCAACAAUCAAUAAUAGAUGCUUAUUUAAAUGAUUUAAAUUCAUUUCAAACAUCAAAACUUGAUGUUAAUCAAUUAAAAUCAUAUUUAUUUAUUGAUCUUCAUUCAACAUCAAGUGAAACAUCUCCAGAUAAUAUUUCUAAAAUAUUUAGUAAUAAUAAUAAUACUUAUGAUAAAUCAAUUGAAAAUGAAAAUCAAAGAAAAUAUCAUGAGUAUCUUAAACAACAACGACGUCGAUCAACAUUAAAAUUAAAACAAUCAUAUAAUUCUCGUUUUAUUAUGCGUGAACGAUCUUUACCAAAUAAUCUUCAUCAACUUCCACAACUUCGUCAAAUAAAUAUACAACAACAACAACAACAACAAAAAAAAAAUUUAUUUCAAAAAAAUAAUAAUAAUAAUAAUAUUAGAACUAUUAUUAAUCAAGAUCUUCAAUCAAAUAUAACUGAUGAUUAUGAUAGUAGUCAUGCUUAUCAUGUUAAUCAAAAUCAUAUAAUGCAAACAAUCAAUGAAGAAAAACCUUCUAUGAUUCCACAAAAUUUUCCUCAUUCAUCUGUAUCACCUUUUCGUCUUCAUUAUGAUCAAGAACCAUAUUUAUAUGAAAAAGUUUCAACUUCACAUGGUGAUGAUAGUGAUAUUGAAAUACCGUAUCAAUCUUUUCCUAUUCUACGUAACGGAAUUAUCUAUACAAAUGAUUCAAUUAUUGUAUAA